AUGGUCACGUCGCUCUCGGAUCAUCCAAUCGAUAUUCGUGCACUCAACAUUUACGAUAACUCUCAAUGGAAAACUCCCGAAAAAUCAUAUUCGAAUUAUAAGAAACUGUGUGAAGCAUUCGGAACACAAUCAGUUUCUUAUGAAGAAUAUGAAAAUUGGUUCAAUAUUCAUUCCAAAGAAGCUUAUUAUUCAAAGGACAGCAAAAGAGGUCUCCCGCUACCAGACAUUCGUGGAUGCAUCCUCUCUGACGUCAUCAAUGGAAAAACUGCUGAAAAAUCGUUGAAUGAUUUGUGUGAAGCGUUUGAAGAGCAAAAAAUCGAUAAAGAAGAUCAUGAUUAUUGGUAUAAACGUUUCAAAAAUGGACACCUAUUUACUCGUGUCACAUUCUCCGAUCUACCAGAAGACGUUAUAGCUGAAAUUAUUGGAAAAUGUGAAUUGGAAGCUUAUUUGAAUCUCCGAAACGUUUCAUACGGACUUCGAACCAUCGUUAAUCAGAAGCCACCUGCAUUUACUGAAUUCUACGUAUUCUGUGAAGAUGGCAGAAUGGAAAUUAAUGCGGGAAAUGCAUUUUUCGUUUCACAAAACCUUUUUUCAUAUCAAAUCGCUGAACCAGAAGUUCUUAAAAUGCUGAAGUUCCUUCUGAAUCAUACGAAACUUCGAUUGGAAUUUUUCUCUUUUGAAGCGGUUUCUAACCAUUAUCGACAUGAAAUGAUGACAGGAGGAGGCGAUAUUAGUGAGGAAUGGCUAUUCUACAAAUAUCGGUUUAUCUAUUUUCUGGACGACGAGUUGGAUCACAAAAUUCAUGUGGAGGAAUGUUCGAUUAGUGUGCAGACUGAAGAAAAUUUUAUUGGAAUUCUAGAAUAUUUAAAGCCUGGAACACUUGAAACACUUGAACUUACUAACGAUCCUUGUGGUCGGAGAUAUGAUAUCAAUGAUAUCGUCAGAAUGGAUCAAUGGAAACAAGCGAAACACCUGAGACUCUAUGGAUUCAACCUGCCAUCGAUCAAGCAUUUGCUUCAUUUCACAACUAUCGAAACGGAGUUUGAACAGUUUUCUAUGGAGGAUCUGGUUCAACUAUGCAACGGUCUGUCCAAAUCAAACAAUUUCGAAUGGGGUACUAUGGAAACUUACGACAGAUUGGACACUGAAGCAAUCAAGGAAGCGCUGAACCUCCAAGAAACCACUUCUCCAGAAGUUUAUUCAAUUCCCAAUUCAAAUCUUGUCGUUGAGUUAUUUCUCGAUACGCACACACUUUCGAAAAUGAUUGAAUUGCCACUGAAUUCUCCAAACCAGUUUCGAUCACUGAUUCUCUACCAUAUUUCUCAAUGGAAAACUAUUGAAAAAUCGUAUAAAAACUAUGAAAAACUGUGUGAGGUGAAAGAAAAAGAAGCAAUUUCUUAUGACAAUUAUGAGUAUUGGUUCAAUCGAUAUCUCAAAGAAGCCUAUUAUUCAGCAAAAGAUGGAAGAGCUCACCGAGUUGCAGACUUAGAAGUCUGCAUUUUUGCUGAUAUCAUUGACGGAAGAUCGACUGAAAACUCUUAUAAAGAUAUGUGUGAUGCAUCUGGAAAUAUUGAAAUUGAUGAGGGUCAACAUGCAGAUUGGUAUACACUUCUAGAUAUGGAUGUCCAGCAGCUGGCUUGCAUCAGAGCUGAGCAGCCGAAAAAGGGCCUUGAUGCCACUAAUAAUGUAAACCUUUCAUUUUCCGAUUUUCCAGAAGAUGUGAUUGCUGAAAUUGUGGAUCGAUGUGACUUGAAGUCAUAUCUGAAUCUCCGCAAUGUGUCUCAUUCUCUCCGAACAAUUGUCGAUCAACGACCACCUCCUUGCACUGAUAUUUUCGUGUUUUCUGGAGGAGAUUACUUUCUAAUCGAAGUGAAUAAAGCAGAUUUCAUUGAUUCUUUUCCAAUUGAAUUGAAUCAUUCACGCUAUUGUUCACUGGAUUUUAUCGAGAAGCGUGUAUUCCGAGAGCUGGAAGUUCUUCUGAAGAAUCCAAAACUUCGAUUGGAAUCUUUUCGAUUCUGGUCGUUCCCCCCUGUUGCUCAUUCCGUUGAAAGAAUUGGAUGGAUUGCGGCGCUUCGAAACUAUGAGAAGAACUUCUUUGAGUUGCUCAACUCAAUAAAUUAUAAAAUUCAUUCCCAGAAAUGCAUUAUCAAUGCACGUAAUGAAGAAGACACUAUGAGAAUUUUGAAAUGUUUCAAAUCGGGAACACUGAAAGAACUGGAAAUCAAUGAGAGGCUUUCGAGUAAUGAAUUGGUCGAAAUGGAUCAGUGGAAACAGGCGAAACACCUGAAACUCCUUGGAACACGCUCUCUGCCGAUUGAAAACUUUUCCCAUUUUUCAACAUUUCAAACAACUUUCGAAACGAUUUCAGUUCACGAUUUGGUCUUGCUGUGCGAUCAUCUCUCAAAAUCGACCAACUUCGAGGCUUGUACCAUCAAAACACGGGAAUCGCUGGAUGAGGACGCAAUUAAAGAAGCAUUAAACCUCCAAAAAAGUGAAUCUUCCGAGAAAUAUAGCAUUCCUAAUUCAACUAUUGUUGUAGAGUUUUUCCAUUUCACAUUGUUGCUCAAAACGAGCAAAAACGCUUGA
Messenger RNA from Caenorhabditis remanei, 2586 nucleotides. RefSeq lists its product as uncharacterized. The record is from RefSeq and is a predicted model, not a curated record. Gene Ontology annotation, biological process: innate immune response. Lineage: Eukaryota; Metazoa; Nematoda; Chromadorea; Rhabditida; Rhabditidae. Gene Ontology annotation, molecular function: protein binding. The coding region runs from base 1 to 2586 and encodes 861 amino acids. The transcript is spliced from 9 exons.